Molecule: messenger RNA, 4021 nt
Organism: Plutella xylostella (diamondback moth)
Lineage: Eukaryota; Metazoa; Arthropoda; Insecta; Lepidoptera; Plutellidae
Source: RefSeq, a predicted model, not a curated record
UAAGUAGUUUGAUAACCUUUAGUGGUCGGGACGACUUGACUCGUCUGUGAUCAGUCGUUCUCCGGCAGUCGCCGAGUUCACAUUAUUAUAAUAACUCGUUUUGCUAUACUCUUUAUAUUGUUUAUACUAAGUGAGUGAGUGUAUGCCACAGCUACAGCCAUGAACCGGACACUUGACAGUGUUAAAGCUCUUCUAGUCAUACUCUUCAGUGCCAUAUUAUCUACACAAUCUGUGCACAGCCAACAAUGCAAGGGCGGCGUGCAGUGCCUCCCUCUGGCGUCGUGCAGCGAGCUGUACCGGCAGCUGCAGCAGGGCAACUCCCCGCAGCUGACCACCCUGCUGCGCCGGCUGCACUGCGGCUUCGAGAACUACAACAGCCCUAAGGUCUGCUGUCCGCCAGAAUACUUAAUCAGCGGGGCAGACUCUCGCAUCAGCGGCAGCGAGGGCGCGGGCGGUGGUUUCGCCCAGAACGCGCCCUUCUCGCCCAGCUCGUCCUACCCGGAGCCCAGCGGGCAGGGCGCGGCGGACCCCACCUCGCUGCUGCCCAGCACCCGGGUGUGCGGGAUACAGAACAACGAUAGGAUUGUCGGAGGCAAGACGGCUGAGAUCGAUGAGCACCCUUGGAUGGCGCUGCUGCGAUAUGACAAACCUCGCGGCUCCGGCUUCUACUGCGGGGGUGUGCUGAUCUCGCAAAGAUACGUGCUGACUGCUGCCCACUGCGUCAAGGGGUCUGACCUGCCACCGAACUGGCGGCUAUCGCAGGUCCGCCUCGGCGAGUACAACACGUCGAGCGUGAUCGACUGCAUUCAGGGAGACUGCAACAAGCAACCUGUGGACGUGCCUAUCGAGCAGAUCAUCGCCCACGAGGGCUAUAACCCCAGCGACCCGCACCAGCACAAUGAUAUUGCACUGCUGAGGCUGUCUGACAAUGUGCCCUUCUCUGAUUUUGUUAAACCGAUUUGUCUCCCACUGAGCCCCACCCUGCAGCGCAGUGACUUCAACGGCUACACAAUGGAGGUAGCUGGUUGGGGAAAAACAGAAUCACGCUCGGAGUCCGACGUGAAGCUGAAAGUGCGCGUGCCGGUAGUCACACGAGCGGAGUGCUCGCGAGUCUACAAGCGGGCCGACCGGCUCAUCGGCCCCACGCAGCUGUGCGCCGGCGGCGAGUCGGGCCAGGACUCCUGCCGGGGUGACUCCGGCGGCGCCCUCAUGGGCUGGACCCCCUCGGCCGAGAACUGGCUGGUGGCCGGCAUCGUGUCCUACGGGCCCUCGCCCUGCGGCACGCCCGGCUGGCCCGGCGUCUACACGCGCGUCGGCGCCUACGUCGACUGGAUCCUCUCCAGGAUGCAACCCUUUCUACUGCAGGUCUGUGGGAUAAUCGAAGGAGCUUCCAUCCCGGCGGUGCGUUGCCCGCACCCCUGCGUCUCCGUGGAGCAGUGCCCCGAGGCCAACGAGGUGGUGAUGAAGAGCGAGAGCCGACGCACGGCGGCGGAGACCAACAUGCUGAGGAGGGUCUUCUGCGGCUUCCAGGAUGACCAGGUUAAGGUGUGCUGCGAGAUGCUGAAGACGUUCAAGCACCGCAACCUGGCGCUGCUGCCUCAGCACUGCGGCUUCAUCGACAAGAACCGCAUCGAGGGCGGGCAGGGCGCCAACAUCAACGAGUUCCCGUGGAUGGCGCUCAUCUCCAUACGGAUGACGCGGGCGCGCAGGGCGAUCGGGGGAGAGACGUGCGAGCUCGGCGAGUUCCCUUGGAUGGCCCUCAUCCAGGUACAAAUGAAAGACGGCAACAUCGCCUUCGCGUGCGGCGGCACCGUCAUAUCGGACCGCUACGUGCUGACGGCCGCCCACUGCGUGCAGACCAUGAAGGGGCUUCCCCGCGCCGUGGUGGGGGUCAGGGUCGGGGAGCACGACCUGUCCGGGCCCUACGACUGCCAGGGCGGCGUCGACAACGCGCCGCUUGUGUGCGCGGAGGCUGUGCAGGAUUUCGGAUACGAAGAAAUAAAAGUUCAUGAAAACUACACCAACGACGGCAAAAUAUGGAGACACGACAUCGCCCUGAUUAGGCUGAAGAAGAAAGUGAAUUUUGAACCCAAGAACGCAAAGCCGAUCUGCCUGCCCACCAGCCUGGAGCAGCAGACUCGCGACCUGGACUUCCUCACCGCCACCAUCCCCGGCUGGGGGCAGACCGAGACCAUGCUCGAGUCCAACGUCCUCAUGAAGGCUGACAUCCUGGUACAUCCGCGCGAUGAUUGUGCGCUCUUCUAUGAGGCAAAAAACGUGCCGACCCGUUUCCGCACGAGCACAAGCACCUUUAUAUGCGCGGGCGUGAUCGGCAAGGACUCGUGCCGGCGCGACUCCGGGGGGCCCCUGAUGGUGCCGGGAACUCACAGCGGGUUCAACCGCUACAUCCAGUACGGGAUCGUGUCGUUCGGCCCGUCCGAGUGCGGUGGUGAUAGGCCCAGCCUGUAUACCGAUGUGGUGAUGCAUAUGCCGUGGAUAUUGGACCAUUUGCGACCGUGAAGUUUGCGGUUGAAUGCGUGAUGUGAUGGCAAAGGGAUAAGGACUGGAUUGUAAUCGUAUUUUAAAAAGUUUUAUUGCGUUAUGUUAUGUACCUACUUAUGUUAGUAGGUAGUGAGGUAGUAAAAGUGUUACUCUUGGACGCAUUUAAUUGUAGAAAAUAUUAGAACUGAUUAUUUAUGGCGCUGAUUUUAAGCAUGUCUAUGUAUACUGUGAAAAAAAUAUUUGGGUAAGAUUUUAGAUAUAAAAAAAUUAUGAAAAAAUUAACAUUUCAUAAUAAGCUAGAUGUAAUUUUUUAACAGAUAGUUUAGGUUAUAAAGUUAAAGAAUCCUUGACAUUACAAAGAUAAAAAAAACAACAAGAAUAUGGCAUAAUCAAUAAAGAUUUAUUUUAAAUAUUUCUUAUAUGUAUAGUUUUACAUAGGUUAUACUAAUAUUACUUCCUCAUGACCACUUAUCAUUUCAGCACUUCAUAUCACUCUAUCAAAUCCUUAGGAAUCUUUUCUACAAUAUUCUUCUUUUUGUACUAAAAUAAAUGUGUUUCUUUUCUUUCUUUCCCUUCUUACUUCGUUCUUUUAAAAGCAAUACUUAUCUUACUUUCUUUUAUGAUUGAUCUUCUUUAGGUAAUUUACUCUAUUCAUCAUUCACAUUAUGGCUGCGCAAUCAAUCCAUACCAUGGACCAUUAUACAAUCCUUUGAGACUUGCAAUACGUAUUAAUUACGAAUUAUAUAUGUAAACUGUAUACAGUUUAUAGCUAGUAUACAGCUAGUAUAUAGUGUAUAAUAUAAUUUUACUUAAAACUAGCAACAUAAACUUUCUGCCCACACAAAUGUGUAUAAAAUACUGUUGGAACCUUGGCACGCAAUUCAAAUUAGUUGAAUAUUUCAAGCCAUACCCGAGCGAUAUGUAUUUAUGAAGGUAUACUCGGUAUGACUUAGUUUCCGAUUACAAUGGUUUUGUAUUUUAUGAAUUUCAUCGUUCACAUUUGAAAUAUAACAUGGACGACCAUUAUGCUCCACUAUCCACUGUAUUUAUAUAAUACUUAAUCUAUUAUAUUAAUUUGACAAUAAUUAUUUAUGUAUAAGGGCGCAAUAAAUAAAAGCUUGUUUUGUACGAGAUUCAAUGGCAUACUUACCAGUAAAGUUAUCUAAUACGUAAAUAUAAAAGUAAAACUAUUAUACAAUAUAGUGUAUAGAAAAAAAAACUCUCAUGGAAUGUUAAAUAAUCACCAGUAAUUUGGAAUAUACAUUAGUUUUUUUUAAUAUUUAGUAGUAAAAUACUUGGCAAGUUUAUCAAAGAUGUAGGUAAUAUUUGAGUUUUAAAAAUCCCCGUGAUUUCAUUGUUUUAAACUUUGUGAUAGAGGUAUUUUAUUUGCGGUUGAUCCGAGUUUUUUGUUAUAUUGUAACACAAGCGUUAGGAUGUGGUUACAAACGAGUUUCAGACCGGCUUCACACGACACGACGCAUCUUUUUACAAAGAUGGUCAUUAAAUUGUUUUUCAAGUA